Molecule: messenger RNA, 3592 nt
Organism: Ornithodoros turicata
Lineage: Eukaryota; Metazoa; Arthropoda; Arachnida; Ixodida; Argasidae
Gene: Ube4A
Product: ubiquitin conjugation factor E4 A-like
Exons: 20
Coding region: 134-3277 (1047 amino acids)
Biological process (GO): protein polyubiquitination
Cellular component (GO): cytoplasm; ubiquitin ligase complex; nucleus
Molecular function (GO): ubiquitin-ubiquitin ligase activity
Source: RefSeq, a predicted model, not a curated record
UUCAUUUUGCUAUCGUCACUUUCGUUGGCUGCGGGCUGCGUGUCGUUGCAUUUCCCGUGGUCUUCCAGUCGCAUUGAUCAGUAGCGAAGAAUAGAAACACGCUGGAGCUAGCUGUGGACAUUCCCAACUGAAGAUGUCGGAUGCCGACAUCACGGGCAAUCCCUUCGCUGCUCUGUUUCCGUCUAUGGUGGAUGUGCAAACGUUUGUUCAGGGCAGUUCGGACGCUCUCGACUAUACGCUACCAGUGACAGAAAAGGACCUAGCAUCAAGGGAGAUCGAGUCCAGUGCUACCGUGGUAAGCCCCGGUGAAUCAGCAGUGACGGGCCCAGCAAAGCGCACGCAGCUCACAACAGUCCUCGAAGAAGUAUUGAGAGUGACCCUAGAAGAACCCUCUGAAAAGACAACAACGGAAAGGCAAACCUCCUGUGUUCUCCUGACAGCUUUUAAAGAUACUAACAAGUGCCUUGAUGUGACAACCCUCGAUGAGGUGAUCUUUGAGCGGCUUGUUACGGACGAGCCUCAGAGCCACCUUGUGAGGCAUGGCAGCCUUCAGCAAAAUUCCAAAGAAGAGGAGAUUGCCUCUGAGAAAAGAGUGUUAUUUUACCUCUAUCAGAGUUUCCACCGUCUAGAAAAGUACAAAUCACAGUUAGAGAGUGAAGACUUUGCAUCCGUUGAAAAAGCUAUUAUAUCUCAGGCCACCACAUGCCUGUGCCACUGUGAAAUAUAUCCAGGAAAAAAGAUUCAGGAACAGUUUUUCUAUUUACUGAUGGAAUAUUAUGCAGAGUCAGAGCACCGAAAUGUUCUGGAACGGUUCUUAAAAGGCUGUACAGAGUGCAUAAAGGGACGCUUUGAUGCAGAAGAAGAAGAGGUCUCAUUGCUGGAAGUUCUUUCACAUUCUUUCAACCUGCUGAGGAAUCGAUUCAGCAUCAUUUCCAUAGCAAAUAGAGAGCUAUUCACACUAUUGGAUGUUCUCAAGUUUUUCACCACAUCUGUACCUAUGGCAAUGGCACUUCUUGACUUCAGCAUACCCUCAGGCCAGGUAAAUUUUCGCAGCUUCCAGGAAUCUCUGCUUGGAUCUCCUUUCUGUGUGUCUUGCCUCCCAAGACGAGAGAAUGAUUCCUAUGAGUUUUUUGAACGACCCUCUCAAGUGUCUGCACAAGAUCACGCCAUUACAGAAAGUAAUCUAUGGCUGCCCCUUAAAGGACUGGCAUCUGAAGUCUACAUGAUCUUCUACUCUUUGCUGCGAUUGUCCCCAGAAAUAAAGAACAAAACUUUGACCUGGCUUGGGCGAUGCCUUGCAGCAGGUGCAGAUAGGAGCAAGCUAUGGAACAAUCAGAUGUCUGAGUUGUUCAUGUCUGUGCAAUUGGGAGAUGGCUUUGCACUGAACUUGGGUGCCGUGCUUUUGAAGCUGUCUAAACCAUUCUCUGAGCCCUAUUCACCAAAGUUGCUGAAAGUGUUGCCAUCAUACUGUGCAUACGAAAUAGAAUCCGAAGAAGAGGCAAACAGUCUAUUUAAACAUAUCAAGGGAUUGUCUAAAGAAACCUGCUUGGUGCCAAAACCAGAAGGAAUGCUAGAUGCUAGGCCAGAAGCAUUCAACUUCCCAACAGAGUGCUUUUUUGCAACGCAUCAGGCAUUGGCACUUGGAUUUCGUGUGGUGAACGAACGUCUAGCUAGACUCAGUCAGGACCUGAACCGCAUUAGGAGGGUCUUUGAAGAUGCCCGUUCACAUGGAGGGGAGACAUCUGAUGUGGUGACUCAUCUGCAGGAGAAUAUGGAGAUAGGCAUGACCAGGUUUCUAUCACUGAAAGCUGCACUUCUGGAGCCAGACACCUUAGAACAGAUGCUACAGUUCCACAUUGCGUCUGCCACGUGGCUGUGUCAUGUUGCCACAGCCGAGAAGCUGGACAAGUUCCAGACUCUUUCUCUUCCUUUCCCCGAGCACGGGAGGGAGAGACUUGCCUACGUUCCCGAAUUUAUGGUGGAAAACAUCUGUGACUGUAUCAUCUUCGUUAGGAGGUUUAGUGAAAAGACCCUAGAGUUGCUUGGCGACAAGCUUGAGCACCUGAUGAUGUUGAUAUUGGUGUUCAUGGGUAGCCCUCAACGUAUGAACAAUCCCCAUUUGAGAGCUAGGUUAGCAGAGAUGUUGGAAGCCCUCAUGACAUCCAAAGAUGAGGACAGAUUCAGCACUCUUAUCCCAAACCUGCACAGAGAAAAGCUCUUUCACAGCCAUCCAUGUGUGGGAGAGUUAGUGCCAACACUACUCCAUGUUUUUGUGAGCAUUGAAAUGACGGGACAAAGUGUUACUUUUGAGCAAAAGUUCCAUUACCGUCGACCCAUGUACAUUGUCCUCGAUCACCUGUGGAGACUUCCUGAACAUCGCAAGAAAAUGAAGCAAUUGGCAAAGGAAGCAGAAGCCAAUAUUGAAUGUGCAACUCCUCCAUUGUUCUUGCGCUUUAUAAACUUGCUCAUCAAUGAUGCUAUCUUUUUGCUUGAUGAGGCACUUUCUUACAUGAGUCGCCUGAGAGAACUACAGCAACAGAGAGAAAGUGGUGCUGGCGGCCCAUCAGGGACGCAAGGACAGGCCAAUAUCCAACAUCUAGGCAUGCUUGCUCACUUCCACAAUGUCAUGGGUAGAGAAACCAUUCGCACAUUAGCCUGGCUGACGUCGGGAAUCACAUCCAUAUUCUGUCACCCCACCAUGGUAGAUCGCAUUGCACCUAUGCUCAACUAUUUCCUCCUACAUCUGGUUGGACCAGAGAAGAAAAAGCUCAAAGUGAAAGACCUCAAUGAAUACGAAUUCAAGCCACAAGAGCUGGUACAGAACAUAUGUAAAAUUUAUGACCACCUUGGUUCGCCGGACACGACCACUGCACAUGCGUUUUGCAUUGCAGUGUCAAGAGACGGAAGGUCGUACAGCCCUGACCUGUUUCCUCAAGCACAAAAUGUUCUUGUGAGAAUUGGACAGAUGCCACUGUCCCUGUCCAUCGGAGACCUAGCCAAGAAAAUUCAGAAAACUGCUGUGGAUCAAAAACAAGUUGAAGAUGCCAUUAAUGAUGCACCAGAAGAAUUCCUUGAUCCCAUUAUGAGCGCUAUCAUGAAUGACCCGGUCACUCUUCCGAGCUCUGGAAUUGUCCUAGAUCGUUCAACUAUUGCGAGGCACCUGCUAAGUGACCAGACGGAUCCUUUCAACAGAUCUCCCUUGACUAUGGAAAUGAUUGUUCCAAAUGAAGAUUUGAAGAGGAGGAUAACAGAGUGGAGGGCAAAAAGAGGGCACUGACUGUGAGGGAAAUCAUGCGGAUAGCAUCAACAAACGAACAAUCAUGAGAGAGGACUGGAACAGUGCUAUCCGGUCCACAUAUGACGAGAAGCUGUGUCUUACUCUGGCCGUAUACUGGUACUGAGGCGAUUAAAGAUACAAGUUUUUGUUCUUAUUUUGAAACGUAUGUAACAUUGUUAAACCUAUCGUGUUGUUUGACAUUCAGUGCUGUGCAGGAGGCAAUAUGGGUAGGUUGAUGAUAUGAAUAAAGAAAAAUGAUAUGUGCACAAUGUGUACACUAGCAGACCAAAUAAAAGUUAGCUGGUGUACUGUGGA